Triticum turgidum subsp. durum (durum wheat) is the source of this 390-nucleotide messenger RNA. Lineage: Eukaryota; Viridiplantae; Streptophyta; Magnoliopsida; Poales; Poaceae. The record is from the annotation of a GenBank genome assembly.
AUGAUUGCUUGUGGUCUUUUGCCAGUCUCAGCAGGAGAUUUCAUGUCUGAUCUUGACGUUCAGAUCCCAACUGCCUUUGACCCCUUUGCCGAGGCGAAUGCUGGGGACGCUGGUGCAGCUGCCGGAUCAAAAGACUACGUUCAUGUACGCAUCCAGCAGCGUAAUGGUCGCAAGAGCCUGACCACUGUCCAGGGUCUGAAGAAGGAGUUCAGCUACAGCAAGAUCCUCAAAGACCUCAAGAAAGAGUUUUGCUGCAAUGGUACAGUUGUCCAGGACACAGAACUUGGACAGGUCAUUCAACUCCAGGGUGAUCAGAGGAAGAACGUCUCAAACUUCCUUGUCCAGGCCGGCAUUGUGAAGAAGGAACACAUCAAGAUUCAUGGUUUCUGA